CGAGCGGAGAGCACAUCGCAGAGCUCGAGGUUUGCUGCGGCAAUGACUUCACCGUCUGCUCGCUAAAACCAGCUCGCAUCCCUGCUGCUGCCGCGCGAUUGGCCUCGAUGGCGACGGUCGCGUGCAAGCGGCCGAUCUGACACGAUGCAGCAGGCCAGGGAGGGAGGCGAUGCACUGAUGCAGCGCGCAGCGCAGCACAGCACAGCACAGCGCAGCCUGUCAGCAGGCGGAAUUGCAAGAAUGCAGACGAAUCCAUCAUCACCGCACAUCCACAUCCGUCUCCUGUUCCCCCGCCCUCCGCAGCGACACGUCCGGCCGGCAGAGCGACCGCAGCUACAGCGUUGCACAGCAGUAGCGCCGACCUCCUCGCACACCGCAUGCACACGGGUUUGCUGCACCCUGCGAACUCCCGUCGCCCGCAUCAACGUCUCCCUCCAGCGCCAGCAGAAUCUUUCGCCGUCUUAUCCUCAUGUAGACGGGCGCCAUGGCCAGCAACAACUUUGCCCGCGGCCCGCAAAACGGCUUCAACGGCGACAACAACGACCGCGGCCGCCAGUUUAGCGCCUACAUGAGCAGCGUCUACGAAGGUGCCAUCGCCGCGACCCGCUCCGUCGAUGUCGUGACCCAGACCACCACGCUGGACGACUCGCUGUCCACCACCGAUCCCGACGACAUCGACUCCGACCAAGGCACAUUGACCAACGCUCUUUUCUUCCCGACCGCAUCCUCGACCAGUGCCGGCACGACGUUGGUGACACAGACCUCGAGUCAGGGGAACAGCAAUUUGCAAUCCUCUUCGCCCUCCACAGAACAGUCACAAGUACAAAACACUUCACAAUCCGACGAUGAUGGAGGAGGACUCUCGGGAGGAAAGCUUGCUGCUGCAAUUGCCGUCCCCAUCAUCGUCGUCACACUCUCUGCGCUGGCCGCAUUCCUGCUCUUCCGCCGGAGGCGCAAGUCUCGCCAAGAGCAGCCCAACACCCCGGAAGUCAGCAGCACACAUAGCAGAGGAGGCGCAGCAGGCUUCUUUGGCUGGAGAGAGAAAUGGGGCAGUCUGAGGAGCAGUGCUUCAUCACACAAGGAUCCCACUCCGGAAGUGACCUCUGUCAACAAUCAACCUGCCUUCGUGCCGGCCACGACCAUAUCGCACGAGGAGCAGCCUCCGCCCUAUCCGCUUGAAACUGCUCCUCGCCCAACCACUGAGCCCCAGACGAGGCAGCUUCAGCUCGCAACAGAUGUACCUCGCGCUGCACCAGAGUCCACAUCGCCAGUCUCACCACUGUCGCCCUCGGAGUUCCUGUCGCCCAACCCGUCCUUUAUGCGCACUGCUCGACGUGGGUCCACAGCCGCGAGCAUCAAUUCGGACGCAUAUUCGGACACUGCUUCGAUUCAUUCUGCUCGUGCAGCUAGGAUGUCAGUCGGAGGCCCGACCAUGAUUGCGCCUUUGCGUAAUGCUUCCCCCAACUCAACCCGACACGACCGAGGGCCUGGAAGUGUCGGUAGUUCUGGGACAGGAGAUCCAUUUGGUGAUGCAAGGAGGGCGAAUACUCCAUCGCUCGAGGGGUUGAGGAUUGCCAUCAGUGGUGCCGGCAGUCCCAAGAAGGAGGACCAAGGUUGACCUAACGAGCCACGGCCGCCGCAAGGCACAUCAUAUCGAACGCCAAAGGCAUUGAGCAUCCUCAUCCGAUUUGCUCGGCCUUUUACGGCUUUGUGCCGCAUAAACUCUUCUGACUCAUGACUGCCUGUUGCCAAUGACACGCCAGCGCAGUCGGCUCCCGUUUGGACUUCUUGCAAAUAUGUGUUACUACAACAGCACUUCUCCCGGAACGAGAAGGAAACAUUCGAACAGAUUCGAUCAUUGAACAAAUCGACAGUCACUCAUUCACAGGAGGACGCCGAGGAAGAGGGAGGAAGGAGAGAUCUGUGAGAAGGAGUUGCAGUAGGAGAGAUUGUGCGAGAAAGUUGUUUUGCAUCUGUCUGCACAUUGUGCACUUUAGCGGUGGCGUCUCGAGAGAUUCAGGGCAGUUCGCCUCCCACUGCGUUGUAUGAUAUGAGAUCUACUGGCGAACGAGUUUGGAAGCGCAUAGGGCAUGCAUGGAUGAAAUGUCUAAUGACUUUAUGCUGAUUUUUCUCACAUUGGCUCUUGUUCUUUUCUUUUCUUCUAGUACUCCACCACCAUGCAUGACAUCGACUUGCGAGU
Cercospora beticola is the source of this 2200-nucleotide messenger RNA. RefSeq lists its product as uncharacterized. The record is from RefSeq and is a predicted model, not a curated record. NCBI's taxonomy places the organism in Eukaryota, Fungi, Ascomycota, Dothideomycetes, Mycosphaerellales, Mycosphaerellaceae.